AUGUCAAGUAGUGGCAACUGGUGUUUAAUAGAAAGCGAUCCUGGAGUAUUCACUGAACUUAUUAGAGGUUUCGGUGUAGAAAGUUUGGAAUGCGAAGAAGUUUAUGAUCUGACAGAAACAAGCAACGUGUCUGACGCACUUGGGUUUAUUUUCCUAUUUAACUACGAUGACAAACAAGAUAAUGUUGGAAAAGUGGUAACUGACGCAAAUAACAGGGGCAUAUUUUUUGCGAAACAAACAAUUUCAAAUGCUUGUGCGACUCAAGCAAUUAUUAAUAUCUUGCUAAAUAUUGAUGACAAAGUUCCCAUUGGUCCAACGUUGUCUGAUUUCAAGUCUUUUGUGUCAGACUUUGACAGUACAAUGAAGGGUACUGCUAUAAGCAAUUCUGACCAAAUUAGAGUCGUACAUAACAGCUUUAGCAAUUAUCAGUUAUUCGAGUUUGAUGAGAAGACCCCUAAGUCAAAUGAAGACGUUUACCAUUUUGUUGGUUAUGUUCCUAUUAAUGGUACUUUGUACGAAUUAGAUGGCUUAAAACCCGGCCCUGUUGAUCACGGAAAACUACCUGAAAAUUCAUCUUGGAUAGAUUCGGCUCGUCCGUUGCUAAUGAAGCGUAUGGAGAAAUGUGUAGACGGAAAGUUCAAUAUAAUGGCAGUAGUCCCUAAUCGACUUGCUAUGUACGAAAAACAGUUGGCACAAUAUAAAAAGGACUCAAGUGAUCCAGAAUCUGUCUACAUAACAGAACUAAUGAACAAUAUCGCCAGUGAAAAGAAGAAAAUUGCAGCGUAUCGCGCAGAAAAUAUUCGUCGUCGACACAACUAUUUGCCACUUAUCGUGGAGCUUCUCAAGAUGCUGGGUGAAAACGGCCAACUGACUAGUCUGGUUGAAAAAGCUCAAAAGGUUGCUCAAGAACGAAGUGCUCUACACCCAUCAAAUGCUGCGAAGAAAGUGAAAUUUGUCUAA
Messenger RNA from Schistosoma curassoni, 960 nucleotides. Lineage: Eukaryota; Metazoa; Platyhelminthes; Trematoda; Strigeidida; Schistosomatidae. The record is from the annotation of a GenBank genome assembly.